Messenger RNA from Bombyx mandarina (wild silkworm), 609 nucleotides. RefSeq lists its product as uncharacterized. NCBI's taxonomy places the organism in Eukaryota, Metazoa, Arthropoda, Insecta, Lepidoptera, Bombycidae. The record is from RefSeq and is a predicted model, not a curated record.
AUGUGUUCAAACGAGACUCUGGUGGACCAACUGGAAUGUUAUAUGGAUGAUUUAGUGGAGUGUUUCGAAGAUUUUGUCAAGAAAUCACUGAUCGUCAUCACUAUUGCUGUCGGUGCUGUCAUUGGACUUCUGGUUUAUGUGCUUAAGAUGGUCACUGAAAGACAGGAAACUCUGGGUCACGCCAGUAUCGUACCAGCUCUAGAAGAUAUUUCUCGUCAGAGGGGUAAUUCAUCUGACCCAAAUAACAUUCCUACAAAAACAAGUGAAACAGUACUACAUGACUACGAAGCAGAAAAUACGCUGAAUGCAGAAAUCGAUAAGAACGCUAAGAAUUCUCCAGAUACAUCUACUAAAUCAGCCAAUACGUUACCGUUGCCUGUAAUCGCUGGUUUUGACGCGAAAGUAUUGAGAGAUAUCGGGUUAUCCGACUGUUCUAAAAACUGCAAAGAAAGAAUACUAUCAUUGAAUCGUGAUCAAACUAAUAAAAGAAGCACGAGCUUAAAUAAAAAUCAAGAUACAGUCGAAACAAAAACCUCUUGUUGUUCCAUUUGCUGUGAAGAUGAAGAUACAGAAAAAAUAAAAGAAAAAGAUAUAUUGUUACCCAGUUAA